Messenger RNA from Melampsora larici-populina 98AG31, 2427 nucleotides. RefSeq lists its product as uncharacterized. The record is from RefSeq and is a predicted model, not a curated record. NCBI's taxonomy places the organism in Eukaryota, Fungi, Basidiomycota, Pucciniomycetes, Pucciniales, Melampsoraceae. The transcript is spliced from 4 exons. The coding region runs from base 1000 to 2109 and encodes 369 amino acids.
CUCUUUCAUUCACUUCAUCAUUCACUUUGAUUAUUCCAUCAAAUUGAUCUCCAAUGCUCCCUCGAUUAGUCUGAACAUCAAUCAAUAUCCGCCAUCGCAUCAAAAAUUUCACCCGCAGAUCCAAUCACAAUUAUCUUUCUUUCCUUCCUUCUCAUGGUUCACGUUCUGUGUUGAAUCGAUCAAACUAUGUACUUGGUCUUACCCAAUCACCUUUUCGGUAGCCCGUAUGAGAUUACAACCCUCCUUCGACUGCAAUUCAUCAGUCUCAAUCAAAAUCCAUUCCUUGCCUUCCUGUGGAUAUUGGCUCUACUCCCCAGGGUCACGCAUCUGUGAUGAUUUGGGCCCGGUAUACCGGGAUGGUUGUGGCCGUUAACGUGGCACAAGUUAGCUCCACUCCCCUAUCAUCCUAGAUGUAAAGCGGUGGUAAUCUGAGUCGGCGAGCUACCUACUCAUGACAAAUCAAUACCCGCCAUCUAUGAACUUCACUUGAACCCUAUUGUUGAAGAUCAGCAUAUAAAUAUGAAGUCUUUCAUACCUAGUCCCGGAACAUAUCUCACUUUCCCUUCAAUAAUUUCAACUUCUAAAAAUCACUCAUCAUCAUACCAGCUCUUGAACAACCUUGAAUUCAUCGGAUACCUAUUGUUUCUUUGGAUCCUCUGCAUCACUCUAAGAUUCUGAUUCACACUCAUUCUUCACGUUCAUUUCUAUCAAAAGAACAAAAGCAACACGGCAACUCGAGUCUUCACUGAGCUAUUUGACAGCAACUUGAUAAGGAUUUUCCUUGUCGUGAUACCAGAUAAAUUUCCACCAAUCUAAGCCCCGUUGAAAGGUCUUCCUCCCCGUCACUCUCUCGUUCAUCUAUCUCGUAUCAUUCAUUCCAGCUCGACUUCAAAGCAUUCCCAUUCUCCUCUUCCUUUUCGCAUUCACCAUUUACUUCAGGUAGGCGUUUAUUAUUUUUCUCGAUUAUUUUUCUAGUUCUACUUCUCUUCCAUCCUCAUCAUGUCAUCAACCUUAUGCCUACGUCCAGCUUGUCUCACUGAGAUCUCCCAAGGCGCUUCGUGGUCUCAUUGUUUAGCAAAAUGUCACCUUGAGAGGGAACGUAUCGACUUUGCUCAUAGUCAACUAAAAGCUAUCGAAGUAUACUACAUACAUGAACAACAAGUGGCAAAGCGACAAAUGAUGGAGCCACAUCUGAAAGGAACCGAGUCUUGCAAGGUUUAUGGAUUAACACCUCAACAAUUUAUCCAUCCUCAUUAUUUCACUCAACAUCUUCAUCAAGCAUAUCGACAACGACAAGCCUCUAAACGAAUGUGUCGACAAAAGAAGCAGAAAAAUAAAUUUGAAUCUGAUGUUGAAAACGCCUCUAAGAGUGUAUCUGAAGUUCUGUCUGCUUUACGAACUUCACUUCUAAAUCGACGUAAGGAAGUCGAAGAAAGAAGUUCAAUUUAUGUAUCAGAAGUGAUUCAAGAAGAAGAUGACAUGAAAGUUGAAUACGAGUUUCAAGGUCAACUGUCUCAAAAAUCACAAUCCGAUCAUCUUACUGCUUCAAAUCACGCACAACAACUCUUAGAGCUACAACAACAAGAGUAUCAACGUCAGGUAUUACAACAACAAUACCUUUUAGCAGAACAACAAAGAAGAUACCAAGAUCAACAAGAGCAAGAGUAUCAAAUCAGGCUUCUCCAACAUCGUCAACACGAGGAACAUCAGAGACAUCUCCAUCUUCAACAACUCCAAUGCUCCCAAACUCAACAAGCUCAGCCGCCUCAAGGUAUCCGGACCGGAACAAGAUCCCGGGCCAACGCUCGCUCUUCCGGGUCUGUACCACCCGUCACCACUUCGACUCCCAUCCCAUGGGUCGUGGCAGCAGCGGCUAAGAUUUCAUCUUUACAAAGCAUUCCAAGUCCUUCAAAAGAUUUGGCAUGUCCCGAAGUUGAAAUGGUAGAUUUGUUUUUCCCAAUGGUGACAGAAGAUGAUCGGAUGGAUAUAGAGUUUCAACAUGAUGAUGAUGAUAAGAUGGUCAUUGAUAGUUUUGAGAUGGUAAAGAGUGAUUCAGAUUGUGUGAUGAUGGAAGUUGAAUCUGAUGAUGAAGAUUCGAUGAUGGAAUAAGUUCUUUUUUUCUCUUUUCUUCAAUUCUCAUUUCUAAUUGCAUUGUUAUCUCUUCUUCUUUUUCUCAUUCUAAAUGCAUCGUUUUCUCUUGUGUUUCGACUCUUCGAUGUUACUUUUUUUUAAUUUCUCUUUUGGUUUUGACUUCUCCUACGCUUGCAUAUUCAAUUUUGUUUAUAUUCGAAAUUCUCAUGCUUUCAUGCUUUCAUGCUUUCAUUUCUUUCUCAAUACUAUUUAGUUGUUUAUCUUAUCUUGAAAGCACCGGAGAUUGCUUUAAUCCGCCUAAUCCAAUAAUCUCAAAUCAAUUAUGCUUUCUUUUUC